AUGGCAAAUCGGUGCAAGGAUUUGCCGGUAGAAUGCUGGGAACUGAUAUUCAGUCGUCUUCAUCACAAAUCCGACUUGGAAUCGUUUUCCGUGGUGUCCAAACAGUUUCUUGCUCUCACAAAUCGUCUGCGCAUCGGUUUAACGGUGAUAGAUUCGACUCUGCUCACCCAUGGUAACAUAUCUAAACUAAUUCAUCGAUUUCCGAAUCUUAAAUCCAUUGAUCUUAGUAAUUUCAGUGGUGACCUUGAUCCUGUUCUUGUUGAUCUUGCCAAUUCCCUUUCGUAUACAUCAAAUCUCGAACGAAUUGAUAUCUCUAAUCAUAAGAAAUUACCGUUUAUGGGUUUGAAGGAGUUAGGGCGGAAAUUAAAGGGUUUGAGGGUUUUGACAUGUAGCAAUCUAACUCUUUUGCGUGAUUCUGAUUUGUAUGUUAUUGCUGAGUUGUUUCCGUUUUUGGAAGAGUUGGACAUUAGCUAUCCGAGUACGGAUUAUGUUUUGGAUUCUGUGUAUAUUGCUUCAGAGGCUAGUAAUUUGGCUGUGACUGAUUCUGGGGUUGAGGUUUUGUCUGUGAAUAUGAGUAAUUUGCGUAAGAUCAAUGUUUCUGGGAAUCAUUUGAUUACUGAUAGGUCGCUUGUUGCGCUUUCUAUUAAUUGUUUGAAUUUGGAAGGACUUGAUAUGGAUGAUUGCCCUUUUAUUACCAUAAAAGGGAUCCUUUCUAUACUGCGUACUUGUGCUGCUUUGAGUUGGAUUUCAGUGUCUGAGAUUCACAUUGCUCAAUCAAGUUCUGGUUUUGAAUGUUUGGCUACUUCUAGCCGAACUUUACAGAAACUAGAAGUUUCCAAUUCCAUUAUAACGGAUGAAUUCCUCUUCAUGGUGGCCAAUGCUUCUCUUCCUCUAAAUACACUUACACUUUGUUGGUGUACAGAUUUCACAUAUUCUGGUAUUUCUAAGUUGUUGUGUGCAUACCAGUCUCUGAAGUACUUAUCAUUGGUUCAAGUAGAUUUUUUGAGUGAUGAGUGUAUGGAUGAUUUAUCCCAAUAUCUACAGUGUAUUGUUACCAUUGAUCUCAGUGGUUGUAUGAGAUUGACCAAUUUGACGUUCUACGCACUUGCAAGAAACUGUCCUUCACUAACGGAAAUUUAUAUGGAAAAUACUGGUUUUGGGACGAAUCAUUGUUUUCAUAAUGAUGUAAAGAACCCGAGAAUCAGGUCUGUUAAUUUGGCAACUAACCAUUACCUAGAUGAUGACUGUCUCAUGAAUGUUGCUUUGAUGUGCCCCAACAUGGACUUUCUUGAUGUGAUAUCAUGUACUAGCCUUACAGAGACAGGUAUUAUUGCUGUUCUUGAGGUGUGUAAUCAGAUAAGGGAUUUGCAACUUGAUAACUGUUCAGGGAUUAAACAUAUCGGAAAAGGUGCAGAAUUGCCUAGUCUUGAGGUAAUAAGUGCAGCUGGUUCAGCAUUAAAUGAUGAAGGUCUGGUCAUGAUUGGAAGCAGAUGUUCUCGACUGCUGAAAUUAAACUUGGAGAACUGUAAAGGAGUGACAGCAGAGGGCUUACAUGCAAUGGUGAAGAACUGUAGAUCAUUGAGAGAGAUAAACCUGAAGAAGUGUCCUCAAGUUAGUAUCAAUUCUCUGAAUAAUUUGGUGUUUUCGUCUUCAUCACUAAGGAGAGUUAUUCCGCCCUGUUGCUCUGCUUUUACUGAUAGCUUGAGGGGAUUUUACUUGCACCAUGGAUGUCGAGUGUACUCAGGCUAG
Molecule: messenger RNA, 1749 nt
Organism: Solanum pennellii
Lineage: Eukaryota; Viridiplantae; Streptophyta; Magnoliopsida; Solanales; Solanaceae
Product: F-box/LRR-repeat protein 7
Exons: 1
Coding region: 1-1749 (582 amino acids)
Biological process (GO): SCF-dependent proteasomal ubiquitin-dependent protein catabolic process
Cellular component (GO): SCF ubiquitin ligase complex
Molecular function (GO): protein binding
Source: RefSeq, a predicted model, not a curated record